Molecule: messenger RNA, 788 nt
Organism: Apis dorsata (giant honeybee)
Lineage: Eukaryota; Metazoa; Arthropoda; Insecta; Hymenoptera; Apidae
Gene: Ssb-c31a
Product: activated RNA polymerase II transcriptional coactivator p15
Exons: 4
Coding region: 245-604 (119 amino acids)
Biological process (GO): positive regulation of transcription initiation by RNA polymerase II
Cellular component (GO): transcription regulator complex; nucleus
Molecular function (GO): DNA binding; transcription coactivator activity
Source: RefSeq, a predicted model, not a curated record
ACUUACAAUUCAUAAUCCUGUAAAAUAUACUUCCUAUUGUUAAAUCAUUUUAAAUUUCUUUGAUAAAUUUAAUAGAAUCAUAUCUUUAUUAAGUUCAUAUUUUUUUCUUAAUCGUUACAUCGAUCCUUAUUCAUCAUAUAAUAAAAUAAUUAUCCUUUAAGUAUAAAUAAUAACUAAUGUCAUAUAAAAUUUAAUAGAAUUUAAUAAAAUUAUUUUAGAUAUUUCACAUUUAUAUAUAUAGAAAAUGCCGAAAUCAAAGGAAUAUGUGUCUACGGAUGAUGACAGUAGUGAUGAGGAAAUGAAACCAAAGAAAAAGCAAAAAAGAGAAAUAGAGGAUAAAGAAGAGAAAGUAUCAAAAAAGUUAAAAAAUGAAUCUAAUAAAGAUGAAUCUAAUAAAGAUACUGUCUGGGAUUUAGGAAAUAAUCGUCAAAUCAGUGUAAGAGAUUUUAAAGGAAAAUUAUAUGUUGACAUCAGAGAAAUGUAUUAUGAUAAAGAAGCAAAUUUAAAACCUGGAAAAAAAGGUAUUUGCUUAAAUGUAACGCAAUGGAAAAAAUUACUAAAUGUUAUGGAUGAUGUGGACAAAGCUGUAAAAUCUAAAUCUUGAAUAUUUAUUUUCUUAUAUAUUUAGUAAAUAUUUCAAUAAUUUGGGAUUAUGUUUAAUAUAUAUCUUUCUUGUUAUUCAUAAACAGAAUACACAUUGGUUUUACAUAUGUUUUCAACUUACAGUUAUAUAUGUACUGUUUGUGUUAUAAAAUGAUAUUUUCAAUAAAAAAAGUAUUUUCAUCCUA